Messenger RNA from Symbiodinium sp. CCMP2592, 687 nucleotides. Lineage: Eukaryota; Dinophyceae; Suessiales; Symbiodiniaceae. The record is from the annotation of a GenBank genome assembly.
AUGCCCAUCCCAAGAUGGGAGUCGGUGAUUGCAAACCUGGUACAACUCCAGGCUCCCAAGGUCCUGCUGCUGCUGUGGACAACCAAUGUUGACUUGACCAUGCAAGUCCAGUUGCUGGAGCUUUUCAGUGGCGAGGUCUACAAGGCCCACUUUUGGCAACAAUGCUUUGGGAGCCCGACGCCGAAGCCAACGUGUGUCUGGUCCAAUUCGACCAUUCUGGUCGAGGGCCUUGAUGCAGCUGGGCACAUAUGCCGUGAUGAUAUGAAGUCCGCCACGGAAUUUCGGGUCUACACCAAAGAGUUUGGCAAGAAGCUUCUCGAGCUCUGGGAGCAGGAGAAGGCAUCGAUGACGCCUCGGCUAUCCAUGCGGCAGAAGGCUGCGAUCCCCCCGGGUGCCACAGAUAAGGAACUGUUCGUUGCGAUGGAGCUAGGGGACACGUGGGCUGAGUCGGAGAUGAUUGAAGUGUGGGCAUAUCUGCUUGCCAACAAGAACCUUUGUGUUCCCGAAUCGUGGCAAAGCACUGUGGAUGCAUUCGAUGCAGAGCUGAAGGAGACAGCUCCUAGUCUUAAAUGGUUUCAGAUCACUACACUACACGCGAGAACAUUCCAGGUCGAUCUGUGCAGUCUUCAGGUGCUUGCUGGAGACCCUCUUCGAGAGGAUCUCUUGGCUGCCCAUGAGGGCAACUGA